GCUGUAUUAACUAAAAUUGAUAGUCGUUAAUUGGUGUCUUUCUAUUAUAAUCGACACAGUGAGUGCAUUCAAAAAUUCCAAAACAAUAUAUAGUGUGGGCAGUUAAAAUGCAUACUUCGACAGCUUUAGUGAAAAGCGAUCCUUUCGAUUUCACCACUGAAAUUCAAAAAGUAUCAGUGUUUCAAUUGGGGAUCAGAAGGUUCAGUUUGCCUAUGCAAAGAGUGCUCAAGAGAAGCAGGAGUCUAAGGAUCAAGAAAUAUACCUGGUCCUCUGGCAACUUUGGGAGCGCGGGGGCCCGCUCAGCUCCCAGUACCCCCCAGGAUGCGUCGUGCCCCCCGCCGGGCGCCUGUCUCACCCCCGACUCCCUCCAAGCUGCCCUCAUUCCGGCCGGUUGCCCUCAGGCCAGUCCCAGCCAUUCCGUUUUCUCUAAAUGUGACAAGACCUCUUUGAAACACCUCUCCACAUCGACCCCUGCAAUGACUGCGCAGGCGCAGCUGACAGAACCGCCAAGCCCCAAAACCACCAAAGACCCGAAAAUCCACACGACGUCCAAAUCCAGACAGAAAAAGUUCUUACGACACUUUCCUAACGUAGAAGAAGACGAGAAAAUCCUCAACUACUAUUCCUGUGCUCUCAUCGGAGACAUCUUGCUCCAAGGAAAUCUCUACAUCACCACAAACUACUUCGCUUUCUACUCGAACGUCUUUGGAUAUGUAACCAAGCUUCUGAUACCGAUACUGACAGUGGAGAACAUAACCAAAGAGAAGACGGCGAAAAUUAUCCCAAAUGCGGUGGGAGUGAAGACGAGUGAAGACAAGCAUAUUUUCGGUAGUUUGAUGUCGCGAGAUAGUACACUGCUCUACAUGAAGACAGUGUGGCAGAAAGCGAAGUGUGCUUCGCCGGUGAUAAUCGAACCUGAAAUUGAAGAACCUGAUAUAGAUUCCAGUGAUUCGGCAGAUGCUGAAAGUGGUAGAGAUUCACCUCCCAUAGAAAUGAAACCGAAAUUUCCGCUAAUGAAAUCGUUGAUCAAGGAACCUUUACAAAAUCAAAGUGAUGCGCCAUCUCAGACCAAGGACACCAAAACCAUCACGAAAACCCUGAAAGACACCAUCAUAGAAUUCCGAAAACUGCCACGCCAAAGCCUCAUCCUCUGCGCCACCACCCUCCUCCUCAUUCUCCUCUUCUUCUCUGCCGGCGUUCUCCUCCACAGGAUCAGCCAAAUCCAGACCAGGUACUCAUCGGCGAUGCGGGAGGGAGCUGCGCAAAGUUCAGACGACGUAUACAAUCACCUGUUGCAGUGGCAUUCGCAGCUGCAUUCGAAAUCGGCGGGGGCGGUCAACAAUUUUCUCGAUACAAACCUGGAUCUCAUCUCUCAGGUGAGGCAAUCUUUGGAAGCUCUUUCUUCAGUAUUGGUGCAGAAUAGUCAAGAAACGAGGCGAGAACCAGAUAACAGGCCACGAGAAGUAAUGAAAGACGGUAGUUAGCGUAAAAAAAUCCCCAUUCACUGUCAGAAAACACUUUUUGAAAAGCCUCAAACCUUAUCAGUAUUUCGAUAGAAUUUUGAAAAUUUGCCAAGCGAUAGGUUAUGAAAUGUAAACAGUGAGCACGUAGAGGUUAGAAUAGAAUAUACACAAUGUGAGAAAAACGAUGCUAUUUCAAUAUUCAAAACGUGCAUCUGUUGUCAUAUUGUGUGCCACUUGUGAAGUCAUCGAUAAGUUUUUCAAGAAGCAACCACUGCUUUUGGGAGUAUUAUUUUGAAAAAGAAUACGUCUGAAAUUUGAAUAUUUUUUAAAGUACUCUGAAAAUACAAAGAACAAAUUUCAAAGCGUAAGAAAUGCGAAAAGAGUUGAAAUGGAUAUUAAAUUUUUGGGAUAGCCGUUACUCGUUUCAAUGAAGGAAAAUAUUGUAUUAUUUCAAAGAUGAUUAGCCCCAAAAUUGCACUGCAUUUAAAAAUGUCACUAUUAGAAAAUCUAAAAGAGAAAUUCAAUCGAUAGUAUACUGAAAAAUAUGAAUAUUCUACCAAUAUAUCUGGACGUUUUUGAAACAGAUCUGCUCCCGGAUUCAACAUAAAAAUGGAAAUUAUCUUCGGUUUUCUAUAUUGACACAUUUCAGUAACAGACGUCGAUACAGGAUGUAGUGAAUCAAUAUCAAAUUAAUUUGUGUAGGUACAUCAGAAAAAUUUGGCAUUUCAAUAAAAAAUUUCGAAAACAUGGUUUGCUAUCUGAAAUAUUCAUCAAACUUUUUCCUAUCGUUCUAACCGAUAAACACGUGCUCACUUACAAACAUCCACCCAGUAGAUCUUUGCUGUAAGCUACAAACCAGUACCGUUCGAAUUGUGCAAUAGAUAAUUGCAAAAUCUACAUAAUCAUAUGCCAUUUUUCCAUUAAAUAGGGUAGUAUAGAUACUAAUGAAGGUGCUUGAUCCGAGUUUAAAAUACAUAGGUAUUUCAAAUUCAUUUUCGACAUGGUUAUUUGAUUACUAGCUGAAAAAAAAAAGUUAAAUCAAUUAAUAAAUCUCAUCUUUAUUCUUUCAGUUCCCAUCAGGAUUAGAAGUUAUUUUUAAUCCUAAGGAUCAAUUAGCUUGCAACAUAAUAUCUUUAUAUGGAAUUUCCGUUUUAAUUGUAUCAACCUGAAAGAGCAUAAUACACUCAUGACUCAAUUUGAGUGAUCAAACAUCCAUGAAUUCACAUACCAAAAUUUGUAAAAAGUGAGGUUAAUUAAUCGAAAAAUUGUGCAGAGGUUGAAAUUAAUUUGUGAAGCCUUGUCAA
Molecule: messenger RNA, 2767 nt
Organism: Phaedon cochleariae (mustard beetle)
Lineage: Eukaryota; Metazoa; Arthropoda; Insecta; Coleoptera; Chrysomelidae
Source: the annotation of a GenBank genome assembly